Protopterus annectens (West African lungfish) is the source of this 1057-nucleotide messenger RNA. Its product is annotated as cerebellin-4-like. Bases 195 to 944 code for a protein of 249 amino acids. NCBI's taxonomy places the organism in Eukaryota, Metazoa, Chordata, Ceratodontiformes, Protopteridae. Gene Ontology annotation, molecular function: protein binding. The record is from RefSeq and is a predicted model, not a curated record. The transcript is spliced from 5 exons.
UGGAUGACCCAAGGGAGGGCUGAUAGGAAUGAUCAUAUUUAAAAUGAAGAAAAACAUAUUUUUUGAAAGUCAUAGCUUAUACUGUUUGUAAUACUGGACACCCUGUAACAUUAUAGUUACUUCUUAUGCGACACUGAUUUGCAGAAUGGGGUAUAUGAUAAACAAGGGGGAGGUUUCUGAGUAUAUAAAUGUAAAUGACUCCCAAAUUACAAAACUUUAAAUUAAAAAAAACAGAAGAGGAAGACAGCACAGUGUCAGCCAUGGAACUUCUUUUGUGUCUAUCCAUCGGAAUUCUGAGUGCGUAUGUGACAACAGUCAGCAGUCAGUCAUUUGGCAAUCAACCUUCCUCUCUAUGUGGAAACUGGGAUUGCAAGUGUGCCAUGAAUCAAGAUAUGGACUGCUGCUGUAUCUUUGAGAAGUACCAGCGCUAUGAGGAAUAUCUGAUGAACCUGAUGUCGGACUCCUAUUAUCAAGUUGAGCAACUAUCUCAAGUACCAAACUUAAUUCAAGCUUCAUACCAAGUGGCAUUCUCUGUAACCUUAAAUAAAUCCAAAUGCUAUGGACCUUUUACUGUCAGCGCGCCUGUGGCCUACAACAAUGUACUUCUGAACAGAGGCAAUGGCUACCGGCCUUCAUUGGGUGUCUUCACAGCCCCUACGGCGGGUGUCUACUCAAUAUCAUACACAGUCUUUUCUAACGACAACACAACCCCUUCAAGCAAUGCACGUAUCUACCACAGUGUCUCCUUAAUGAAGAACGGUGAUGAUAUUCUCACUGUGUGGAAGGACAACCGCAAAGACUUGGAGGACAGUGGCACCCAUGGAAUAAUACUUGUACUGGAAAAAGGAGACCAAAUCUACCUCCAUCUUUUAGCAGGUCGCUACCUCUGUAAUGACCUUUUCAAAUCCAAUACUUUUUCAGGUUACCUCCUUUACCCAUUAUAAUUCUAAGCAAUGCCAUUACCCGACUGAAGUAAGUCUGCUGUCAGAAUAGACAACAAUAGUAGGUUAUAACAAUUAAAGACAACCCAUAUUAAAGUUUUCCACAACAUUAUCAA